Messenger RNA from Dovyalis caffra, 456 nucleotides. The record is from the annotation of a GenBank genome assembly. NCBI's taxonomy places the organism in Eukaryota, Viridiplantae, Streptophyta, Magnoliopsida, Malpighiales, Salicaceae.
AUGGCCAGCUUCCUUGCAACCCCUACAUGUCCGCUGGUCGCCCUGCUCGCCCCUACCAGGGCUAGUUUCACCACCAUUCAGCAAAAGAGCUUCUCUGUCAACGGAGGUCCUCUAUUUUUCGGGCGAAAACAUUUCCAGAAAAUCCAAUUCUCAAAGGCAGCUAGCAUUUCCACUACCAGGUCUAGAUGCUUCAAGACCACAAUUUCAUGCUCUGCUCAAACUGAAACCCUGGAAACCGUCCAAAGCACCAUUGCUAAGCAAUUGUCUGUCGAUGUGAGCACAGUGACUCCGGAAACCAAGUUUGCUGACUUGGGUGCUGACUCCCUUGACACGGUCGAGAUAAUGAUGGCUUUGGAAGAACAAUUCGGCGUUUCAAUUGGCGAAAGUGGUGCAGAGAACAUUGCAACUGUUCAAGAUGCUGCAGAUCUCAUUGAGAAAGUGAAGGCAGCAGCAUGA